Molecule: messenger RNA, 3342 nt
Organism: Labrus mixtus (cuckoo wrasse)
Lineage: Eukaryota; Metazoa; Chordata; Actinopteri; Labriformes; Labridae
Product: proton-coupled zinc antiporter SLC30A2-like
Exons: 8
Coding region: 2054-3187 (377 amino acids)
Biological process (GO): zinc ion transmembrane transport; response to zinc ion
Cellular component (GO): plasma membrane
Molecular function (GO): zinc ion transmembrane transporter activity
Source: RefSeq, a predicted model, not a curated record
UCUUGUAAUAUGUAAGGCAACAUCAGUCUGGACCUCAAGUUUGUUUUCCUGACUUUUCUGUAGUACACGCUCUUCGACGGUAAUAUAGAAUCAAAACAAAUAGAUCUGCCCUGUUGAGCACUUAACUGAACCCAGUUAUGUGAUUGGUUGUAUCCUAUCAGUACGUCUGGAAUAAUAACAAAUACUGUGGGCCUAGAUCAACUUAUAUCUAUACAUUUGAGUUUAAUCUACUUAUUCAGCACUACUAUGGCAACAAUACACAUCCUGUUCCCAUGCUAUAAAGCACCUGAUUAUAUUUGAAUCCACAGUUUUGUAAUUAUCAGUAGUUAAUUCUAGCAGUAAUCACAAGUUAGAAGCUGGUAGUUCUAAUUUCCUCAGAUAAGACAUGAACGCAUCAUUAGAUAUACGACUUACGAGCUGGUUAUCCCAUCGGAAGUGGAACCAUGAUGGCUGAAACGAAAGAAUACACUUGCACACCUCCAAAAGAGUUCUUCAAGGAGUCAUCACUGUGGCUUUUAGGAAAGUCCCACUUCCCGUUUUAUAUUGAGCUGGGGCCAGGAUGUAAUUAGCCUAGCUUAACAUUAAGAGAGGAACCAGAGGGGAAGAGCUAGCCUGAUGAAGAAAUUAAACACCAGACUUAGUUUUUAAAAAUAAUCAAGUCACCUAAGGGGUUUCAAUCUGCGUCACAGUCACUAAUGCCCUGUGCAGAAGUACUACUGUAGGGCGGAUUGAUACACUGUUUGUUAAAUACAAUAGUUCCAGCACUUAACUGUCCUAAAGUUACAGCGUGAUGUGUCUAAUUUAUUAAACAUACUUCAACGGGUUCACUCAGGAGCAUUAGAGGUGUUAAUUGGCAGAUUUUUAGACUUUUAAUUUACAGAAAUAGGCUAGCUGGUCCCCCCCCCCCCCCCCCCCGUUUCAAGUCUUUAUGCUAAAAUACGCAAAUGUGAGUCACCUGCUGGCUGAAGCUGCACACUAACACAGAGAGAUGAUAGUGGUAUGAAACCUCUCAUCGGAGUCUCAUAAAGAAAGCAAACAAACGUGUUUCCCAACCUUUACUGAGCUUUUUUCUUCAAAUGGAACUUUUAUCGUUCUUUUUCGCUGUAGCUGGACAUAAAGUGACCUCGAGCAAACAAAUCAUAUAAAGGUACAGAGAAAGAUUAGACAACAGCAUAUGCAUUUUUAAACUCUCUUUACACGUGACACUAGAAAAGAACAUGUUAAUUUACAACCCUCAACAACAGGACAGCGAGGUUAUGAUCCAGAUGUGUCAAAUCCUUCUUUUUAAAGGAUGAAAAUCCCUCUUAUCUGUAUGUGAUGAUGAGUGUGUGUAUCAUUAUAAUAUGCUCCAUUCAGGAAAUGUGCUUUUAUGUAAAGUGAGACUUAUAUUUUUUUUCGAUUGGAAAUUUGAUGACAAAUGAAUUGUGUAUAUAAAGAUACAGAUUAAAUGAUGCCAUCUCUCAAAAUGUUUACAUGAUAUGAUGUGUCUUUGCCUGGUGUGGGAAUGUGCAGGAGGGUUUGUGCUUCAUUAGGUUCACUUUGUAUAAUAUUAUAAUAUUUGUGCACAGUGUAUUUAUGUAAAGCUCUAACCAUCCCAGAUAAAUAUUUAAUUCUGUAACCUUUAUGUAUCAUAAGACAUACGUGACUGAGCGCCUGAAUACAUUUAAGUGGGAUUUCUUUUCCUUUUCUUUUUGUUAGUUAUUUUAUCACAGAUUUAAAAUACAAAUAUAUAUGUAUAUAGUUUUAUCAUCUCAACAUUCCCAGGAUUUUUUGUCAAUUUUCAACUGUUACGUGUUUCCAAAUGUUUGUUUCUGUAACAUCAAAAUUUGUCGGAUUAAAUAAACUUGGGUGAAAACGGGAAUGUCAGCAAAUGGUCUUGUAAUUUUAACUGAGUGGUAUUAGUGACCAGCACCCUGGAGAUCAGUUACCUGCUAUUGGUCCCUGUUGUGCUCCACCCCUGAGUGAUAACACGUGUUGUUCCAGCAGGUGGUAAGAUUCACUUAAACACUUUUUAAACUGAAAAGAAGUCCUGCAGGAGAAGUCAUACCAGGGAAUGGAGGUUUCAGUGGAUUCAGAGAAACAACAUUUGAUUGAGGCUCAUUUGGAGCCACUAAGCUGGCCGCGUUCCCCAGAGGAAAACUGUUCAGACUCGGCCUCAUCAGAGUUCAGUGACGAUGUGUCCAGCAUGGACGGCCUGCAGCUGCCUGAGCGGCUCUGCCAGGAGACGGACAACAUGUCAGGUGCCGAAGGUGAAGCCAGACGUUUAGCCAGAAGGAAGCUUGCCAUCGCCUGUGCUGUCAGCCUCUGCUUCAUGACAGGAGAGGUGAUUGGUGGAUACGCCGCUCACAGUCUGGCUAUCAUGACUGACGCAGCUCAUCUUCUGACAGACUUUGGCAGCAUCGUGAUCAGCCUCUUCUCUCUGUGGAUCUCAUCCAGGCCGCAAACACACAAAAUGACUUUCGGCUGGUAUCGAGCAGAGAUUCUGGGCAUGUUACUGUCGGUCGUGUCCAUCUGGGUGUUGACAGCACUGUUGUUCGUAUCGGCCGUACAGAGGAUCACUGACGGAGACUAUGACAUCGACACUCAGAUCAUGCUCAUAACCUCGGGCUGUGCUGUUGGGGUCAACGUCCUGAUGAUCCUGAUCCUCCAUCAGUCUGGAUCCUCACACGGUCACAGCCACAGUUUACCCUCCAGCAGCAUGCAGAGGGACACACAGAGUCAUGGGCACAGCCACCGUCACGGCCACGGCCACGGCAACGCCAGCGUGAAGGCGGCUUUCAUCCACGUGGUUGGAGAUCUGGUGCAAAGUGUGGGAGUCCUGCUCGCCGCCACCAUCAUCCACUUCUGGCCUGAAUACAAAGUGGUAGAUCCAAUUUGUACGUUCCUGUUCUCGGUUCUUGUGGUUGGAACAACUCUGCCAGUCUCAAAGGAUAUUUUCAGGAUACUGAUGGAGGGCGCUCCUCAACACGUAACCUUCAGCUCCGUCAGAGAUGUGCUGCUGUCUGUCAGAGGAGUAGUGUCUGUUCACAGUUUGCACAUGUGGAGCCUCAACUUGAAUCAGUCUCUACUUUCAGUGCACGUGGUCGCAGGGAAAGAUGCUGAUUCACAAAGCGUCCUGACGAAAACAACAAAGCGUGUGCGCUCUGAGUUUGGUUUCUCCAGCAUCACGAUACAAGUGGAGCGAUAAAAUGCCGACUGCUGACUGACCCUCGAGUGUAAGAGACUUGUGGCAGGGCAGGAGCCUUCCUCAAACGCUGGUUACUCCUGCACAAAGCAUCUUAAUAUUCAUUUACAGGAACCUUUGCUAUUUUUUGAAUGUAUGGAAGUCAGUUUUUCUUCUGU